This is a messenger RNA of Rosa chinensis, 516 nucleotides long. RefSeq lists its product as uncharacterized. The transcript has a single exon. Lineage: Eukaryota; Viridiplantae; Streptophyta; Magnoliopsida; Rosales; Rosaceae. The coding region runs from base 1 to 516 and encodes 171 amino acids. The record is from RefSeq and is a predicted model, not a curated record.
AUGGAUCCUCUAUUGUUUUUCUUCGUCCUUCUUGUUGCUCUCUUCCCAAUAUCAGAAUCACAACUAGAUGGAGAACCAGAGCUCAUCGCUCGCGGUUUCAACUCCAGUGAUUUGCAGGAUGCAGUAAAUGAUAUGAGAGCAAAGUCUUACUAUGGAUUUGCAAUCCUUUUGCAGAUGGUGAAUGGAUUGGCACAACAAAACCGGCCCUUAACCUUCUUGAUGCCAGCUGACUCACAAUUAUCUGAAUCCCCAAUCUCGGUACAACACCUUGAAGAGUUCAUGACAAGCCAUGCAAUCUCAAUGCCUCUGUCGUUCAAUGACCUUUUACAUUUUCCAACUGGGAGCCUUGUCCCAACUGGUGUUGAUAACAAGAUGAUCAGAAUCAACAACCGGGGAAGAACUAGUUUCUAUGUUAACAAUGCACACAUUGUCACACCAAAUAUUUGCAAUGGCACUUCCUUCAGGUGCCAUGGAAUUGAUGCAGUAAUUCAGUUUGGCAAUGUUACAGCUACAUAA